AUGGAAUCGCGGCGCGGCGUCCACGGUGACUGGUCCAAAGGUUGUGCUGGUUGGAGGCAGCGAUCUUACAGUGGCAGCGACCGCUCAAAUGUUGUCUCUGGGCACAACCAAGGCGUUCCUUCGAUUUCUCGGGGUCGUGGUGGUGGUAGCUCAGGCAUUACAUACUCAGAGGCUGAUGAUUCCGUUUUUCGAGGUUCUGGGCGCGGUCGUUAUGGACGAAACAAUUUUCCGCACCGUGGUUUCACGCCUCGUUUCCAUCACUCUAGCUCCGGUGUAUAUCGGCCCUCUCUAUUUGUUGGUGUGUCCAAUCCGCUAAAUGAAUCAGAAGAUUUCUGGCAAGAUGAUGACUGGUUUUCCUCGGAAGUCGAUCGGGAUGCCCAGGCUGCCGUAAGCGUUAAACCACAUUUACCAUCUGGUACCAAACAUGAUGUCGUCGCUCCGCCAGUCCCGUGCUCGUUUUCGGGCACACCCUCUUCAACCAAUGUGGGUGCUGCAGAACCCUGUACAACGAAAUCUUACUCGGAGUCCUGCUCUGUUGGUCCUCCACCUGGCUUCGAUCUACCGCCUAAGCAGCUCAUGAGUAUUGCUGAUGGAGAGCGCCCUGUCAACGUUUUCUCAUCUACGUCCACCCAUGAUGAUACCAGUCAUCUGCACUCGUCUGUGUCAACCAUCGAUGUUUCAAACUCUGCAUGGUAUUACAUUGACUCUACGGGACAGACUCAGGGUCCGUUUGGGAAUCAACAAAUGUCAACUUGGCUGGCGAGUGGUUAUCUGCCGUUAUGUAUUGAAAUUCGUCGGGAAUGCGAUGAAUGUUUUCUCACUUUGGUUGAUCACAUGAGCUUGGCGGGCCGUGUUCCUUUCUGGGGCGGGUACAACCAGCCACCGAUUACCCGAUCCAACCUCCCCUCAAUUUUGAUGUCAGUUUCGAGACGAAUACCUGUUCCGCAAUGCCUAAGCCACACACCGCCACCUCCACCCACAUCGGUUGUGGCACAACAAAUCCCACACAUCCAACCCCCUGCGCUUCUACACAAUCCGCCAUCCAACACAGAUGUCGCUCCCGCUGCUGCACUGCUCUCCGCGGCAGCUGAACUGGCUUCUGGAGUACAUGCAGGAGUUGACGCCUCACCCAUUGUGUCGAGUACAGUAACCGAGCCUGUUUCUCAACUUCCGUCGCUGUCUCCUGCUGGUGGCUUUGGCGCAGUUGAUUUUUCCAAUACCGGACCCACGGAUGCGUCGGCCGUCCUAUCCGGCGGGAACUCUGAACUUGAGCAUCUGUACUCCGAAGCGCAAGUGUUGGCCUCACAUGUUGCCAAGGUAGGACGCGGAGGCGCAAAGAGUUGGCAGCUAAGCUGGCCGCGAUCA
This is a messenger RNA of Dicrocoelium dendriticum, 1365 nucleotides long. The record is from the annotation of a GenBank genome assembly. Lineage: Eukaryota; Metazoa; Platyhelminthes; Trematoda; Plagiorchiida; Dicrocoeliidae.